UUUUUUUGUUCUGUGUUUCAGUUCAAAAUGGCGACUAUUUAGCGCCACUAUGUCAAAUUUUUGAUGAAAUUGUAAAUUAAAAACAGAAGAGCUUGUGCUAGACUAAAUUUACAGUGUUUUUUAUAAUAUAUGGCAGUGCUUUUAUCAAAUGACAUAAUUUUUUCGAGGCUAGCUUGAUAUUCCGAGGCAAUAUAAUGGUUGUUUGACUACUGAUGUUUGAAUGGGCCUAACAAAUCACCUUAUUUUGAACGAUUGUGGACCAUUGGAUGAGAUAUUUUCGAUGUAGUACCAAGGAAUCAAAGUAUCAAAAGAUAUGGCGAACGUAGUAUAUGAUAUGGACACCUCUGGUGGUCUUAUGGAUCAAAUCCAAGCCCUAAUAGCUCCACCUACUGAUGAUGAUAUUAAAGAUGCUCAACAACAACAACAUCCGUACUUCCGCAGACCUGGUAAAGGUCAUAAUCAUGACAGUUGUGAUGCUUGUGGAGAAGGGGGCGACUUGAUCUGCUGUGAUAAAUGUCCUUCAAGUUUUCAUCUCCAGUGCCAUGAUCCUCCUCUGGAAAGUAAUGAUAUACCAUUGGGAGAGUGGUUAUGCCAUAGUUGUAUAUAUGCUAAAACACAAAAUCCAGUGCCUCUAACAAGAAGCAAAAGGUCUUGCUCAACAGACAGUACCUUAGCAAGACCUUCAAAAAAAUUAAAAUUAUCACCAAUGGACCUUUUAAUAGAGGUUGCAAGUUCAAUGAAUCCAAAGCAAUUUGAAUUGCCACGUAGCAUGAGUGUGCCUUGUGACUUUCCUGGUACAGAUAGAGAUAUUUCAGAAGUGCGUAAAAACCAGAGGAACUCCAGAGAAUAUGACAAAACACCAAGUGGUCUUGUUCCACUCCCUGCUAAAAAAUGUUAUGGAUGUGGAAAAUCAUGCAGGGUGGCACCUUUGAUAGCUUGUGAUUAUUGCUCGCUAUACUUUCAUCUUGACUGUUUAGAUCCUCCUCUUACUGCACCCCCUUUGACAAGAUGGAUGUGCCCAGUACAUGUUGAACAUGCUCUGGACUCCAUUCUUUUGAAGUCAACUUCUUUGACAGAAAGAAUAAAGUUGUGGGACAAAUUUGCAAGUGAGCCAGUGGAUCAGCAUGCAAUUAAAUUAGAAUUCUUCAGAAGAAUUAACAGAAAACAUCCUCCGUUCAGGUUCAAAACUCGGUUAACCAUGAAAAACAGGGCUAAAAUUCCUGAGAUGGUUAAAAACCACUAUAAAAAGCCAGUAAAUCUCCUUCCAAGCCUGAGGGAUGUUUUGAGGGUAUCAGUUGUUGAAGAUGAGAAGCAGUUAAGUGACAUAUAUGAUGGCAAAAAUGAGAAAGAGCGGUGUUCAAGAUGCAAUGCGUGUAAUGAUGAUAAAACACAAUGUUCAUGUAAUAAAGAUAUCAAACUUGAAGAAGCAAAAAUUGCUGUUGUUAGUGAUAGUGUUCAGAAUGUUAAAAAAACUGAAAGUUAUAGUGUCGACAAAGAAAGAACUGUUAAUGGGUUUUUAAAAAAUGAAUGUAUAAAUGGUAGUUUUUACGAUGAUAUUGUCAAAAAGGAAUACUGUGAUGUAAAUUUAGACCAUUUGGAUGAUAGACUGAUAAGACUGUUAGCAUAUCAACAAAUUCAGAAUAUCUUAAACCAGCCCAACAAAUCUGAAGAGUUUGCUCAUUGCCUGAAUUCGAACAAAUUGAAAAAUAUGCCUUUGCCUAGCGAACUAUUGACGCCUGCUGAUAUUGAAAGAAUAAGUAAGGUUUUCUCCAGCCCAAAGAGGAAAAAAAUUAAGUCAACUUUAAGGGCUCGUGCCAUUUUAUGUCCUGUCGUCUCUAAGCAUUUCUACAAUGUCAGGACAUCUGAGGUUGAUCCUACUGAUGUUAGACACGAUGCCAGCUAUAUGGGUUAUAGACCGACCGUUUCGACACGAUUUCCGGAAGCUGUGGCUAUGAGAUAUCGUGUUCUUAACAUUGGAAAGGGGUCAACUAAUGACGUAGAUCUAGAGAGAUUUGGACAUUGCAACUACUUAUCCCCAAAACAUGCUGUAAUUUUUUAUGAUGAAUAUUCCAAACAUUACGAAUUGAUAAAUUACUCCCAACAUGGCACAUACGUCAACAACAUAUUCUAUUCUAACGAGAGUCAGAUACAUAGGCUACAAAAAUGUACAAAUCAGGAAGGAGGGGCCCCAGUUAAUGGAACCGCUGCAUCAUCUGACCUAACUUCCCCUCUGGAAAGCCAGGUAAGGGAAAUGAUUGACAAAAAGAGGAAAGUGUGCAGGACCAAGAAGAAUCCUUUCGAGGCAAAGAUGACUGCUCUGGAUGGCACAGAAAGGUCUGAAUGUUGCUGUAACGUCGAGGAGGGUAAGACUGGAUGGGAAGGCUCUGCGAUCUUGAACCAUGGGGCCUUGCUGAAGUUCGGUUGCGUCUCAUUUGUGUUUUCCAUAGUGGAGUGUGUUGAAUGAUUGCCCUUUUUUUCGUUGAAAUUACUCUAUGAAUGUUUUGUUGGAUCGUUGCAGUUUUUUCAAGUUUUAAACAGGGAGUUUGUUCUGAGCGUUUUGAGAUCUUGAAAUACAUUUUUUUUUAUUUUAUGCAAUAGCUUAACCAAGAAGUCUGCAGGAAUUUAAAGUCGGUGGUUAUAUAAAGUUCCGAUAACAAAUUGUUCUCAUGUCGAAGGUAUCUCAAAUUAUCGUAAUAAGUCUGCUUUUGAGAUUUCGAGAGCUGUCCGGAACUGCAUCAUAAUGUUUGAGGAGAUAAUUAUUUACUUUAAAAAUAAGAUGAAUUUGUGUUGUACUUGAGUAAUUGAAUUUUUCAUUGGUGACAUUUAAUUUUUCGUUAUUGUAUAGUUUGAGUGAAAAAUCCUUUUACGAUGGUCAGAGUAAUUCAUUUAUAUUUUUUUCCUAAGAAGAGUUUUAUUAUUGUAUAUAUUUUAUAAUGUGUAAUAUAAAAUCAAGUUAAGGUGUUAUAAAUAGUUGAAUAAAAAAAUUUUUAAAUGAAA
Coccinella septempunctata (seven-spotted ladybird) is the source of this 2997-nucleotide messenger RNA. Its product is annotated as PHD finger protein 12. Gene Ontology annotation, biological process: negative regulation of transcription by RNA polymerase II. Bases 314 to 2464 code for a protein of 716 amino acids. Gene Ontology annotation, molecular function: transcription corepressor activity; protein binding. The record is from RefSeq and is a predicted model, not a curated record. Lineage: Eukaryota; Metazoa; Arthropoda; Insecta; Coleoptera; Coccinellidae. The transcript has 8 exons. Gene Ontology annotation, cellular component: Sin3-type complex; nucleus.